AUGAACAGAAUAGUGAGGGCACUAGUUUUUGUGUCGAUCGUGUUAAAUGUAGUGAUAGCGGAAACAGCUGUGCAACUAGCCGAUGGUAAACCGAAGGAUCAGGACCAGGCUCGUCAAGCUAUUGUUCCACCGGGUAGAUGGUGGCCCUAUGGAUGGGGUUGGGGUUGGGGCUGGGGUAUUGCCGUAUUUGUGCUGGCUAUCGUGAAAGGAUCCAUUCUACUUGGCAUAUUCGUUAUCUGGGCGUUCUUCAGAAGUUUUGGCGGUCAUAAGGGACAUGGUUGCGCACCGAUCAUUAUCCGAGAAUCUCCACCACCUUUUGAACACAUCCACGAUUUUGAACACAUCCAUCAUCAUCCGUGGGAACGGUUGGCGGCUGGAAACGAAUAUCCUGUCCGAACGAAAAGAUCGGCCGACUACAUCGACUCUCAGCUCUACUGGACAGAUAUGGUGACCGAUCUGGGUUUCAGUUUUCUCGGAGUACACUCGAGGGAUUGCCGGAAGCGUUUCGUUUGCGAGGUCGAUGUUCGCACGCGACACGAUCCAAUUAUGGCAUUCGCAAUGCGUUUGUUUGGAAGGGACAUUUUCCAGCGGUAUCGAUCGGUUGGCGAUAAAAUAGCCAACAGUUUCGGCGAGUGUGCGAAAUUGUACAGCAAGUGUAAAUUCAGUGGUCCCUCGAUCACCUUCAAUGUGAUGGGCGGACAAACGGAUCCCCUGCUGGAUUAUGAUGAUUCCUUGCCGGAACAGACGAAUGAAGAACCAAUUGAGGAAGCUGUCGGAGCAGUCAACACGGAAGAAAAUGAUGUAGAGGACGAAACAACUCAGGCGACUACGACUACAGCUGCAACUACCGUUCGGUCGAAAAAAUAUUCUCGCAAACGGAAGCGAAUUUUUGCGUUUAGAAAAUCGAAUUAA
This is a messenger RNA of Malaya genurostris, 912 nucleotides long. RefSeq lists its product as uncharacterized. NCBI's taxonomy places the organism in Eukaryota, Metazoa, Arthropoda, Insecta, Diptera, Culicidae. The record is from RefSeq and is a predicted model, not a curated record. The coding region runs from base 1 to 912 and encodes 303 amino acids. The transcript has 2 exons.